UUAUUAAAAAAUCAAAAUUGUAUUUUGUUCAUACGUGUGCGGGGCGCCGGACAAACGAGUGUGUAUGUAGGCACGAACAUUUUUGAAAAGCAUGUGAUUUGAGGCUGAGCUCUAAUUGGCUUGUUUCAAAUCGUCCUUGGGGCGCAGCACUCUGCGCCCCAAACCCUCCCACUUUUGUUGUAAGCGAAUCAAUAUUGUUUUUAUAUUUUGGGCCUCAUGUGAUUGGACCGUUCUUAACGCCUCUCAUUACCGCUCAGCAGAUUGUCAUUUGACUGACAGGUACUGAUUAACGUGGAAGCAAGCGAAAUUAUCUCGAGAUGAAAGAAAAUUCGGUUUUAUCUUUACAAGAAUACCCGUUCCAAAGGCGUUCAGAUGAAGAAAAAAAACGGAUCAAGGAGCUUGGACCAGAUCGACCCAACUUGCAAAUUCAGCAGCAGUCAAGUGAUCGCGGUCGAUCUUACACUCGGUGCUUUUCCGGCACUUCUUAUGGAAAACGGAGUUGGCUAGCUGGAUGCGAUGUAAGUCAUGCCUUUUAUUGUUUUCCCUGUUUGCUGUUUCAAAGUCUUGGCACCGAAACGUUGUGGACAACAACAGGGGUUUGCGAUUUAAAACAUCUCUCUGAUAAGUGCAAGCGACAUGAAAGUAGCCGCAGCCAUCUUGACAACGCUAUGAGGCUCCAGUUUUUUGGGAAGCUUAGCAUUGCUGAACAGCUAGAUGAAGGCUACAGGAUUGGCAUUAGAAGGCACAAUGAAGAGGUCACAAAAAAUCGACACAUCCUGUCUAGAAUAAUAGACUGUGUAAAAUUUUGUGGCGCAUUUGAGCUGGCUUUGCGUGGCCACAAUGAGAGCGAGAGCUCAGAUAACCCGGGAUAUUCCGUGGCUUGGUCGACUUUGUUGCUUCUCUUGAUGGAGUUUUGAAAGAGCACCUCGAGAAUGCCUCUGUGUUUAAGGGAACUUCGAAAACCGUGCAGAACGAGCUGUUGGACUGUAUGUUGUCUGUUAUGAGGGAACACAUAAUCCAAGAAGCACAAAACAGCGAUUUUCUAUCAAUCCAGGCCGACGAGACCACCGAUAUUGCCACACAGUGCCAACUUGUGCUUGUGCUGCGCUACAUUGAUGGCAAAAGCAACGUACAGGAGAGGUUUUUUGCUUUUAUUCAUCUGCAUUCAACUACAGCUGAUUCCAUCGCUACAGCACUAAAAGAGCAUCUUACUGUCAUCCUUCCAGAGGAUCAGAAGAGUAAACUCAUCUCCCAAGCGUAUGAUGGAGCCAGCGUGAUGAGAGGUGCCACUGCAGGUGUUCAAAGGAAGAUUCAAGAUGUGUACCCAAAUGCCCAUUACAUCCACUGCUAUGCUCAUCAGCUCAAUCUAAUAAUGCAAAAGGCCACUUCUCACAUACCCAAAGUUAGAAUUUUUUUUUCUAACCUUGGAGGAUUUGCCAGCUUUUUUUCAAGAUCACCCAAGCGCACAGAUGUUCUUGAUAAAGUAGUUGCCCAUAGACUACCAACAUCAAGCAGUGUUAGAUGGAACUUCCACAGCCGUGCCAUCAAUACAGUGUUUGAGCACAGAGAGGGCCUCAUUCGCUGUUUUGAAACUAUUCGAGACUCAGGUGACUUUGACCCUGUUACCACCAGAGAGGCAGGAGGCUUUGCCAUGCUGCUGGAGGAUCAGGAUUUUAAUUUUUUUCUGCAACUUUUCCACAACAUCAUGCCACACGUGGACAUCCUCUAUGCCAAACUCCAGAAGAAGGACAUAGAUUCAGUCCACAUUAAGGGGAGCAUCCAGCAGUUCCAGCAGGACAUACAGAAGAUCAGAAAUUCUCUCCAUUCUCUGGUUAACCAAAGCAGUGAAGGAGCUUCUCAACCAAAGAGGCGGCGGUUGCUUAGUCCAGACGUCCAUGAACGGAUUGCAACAGAGGUCUGUGACACCAUACUCCAACACACCAUGGAACGGUUCUGCUUCACAAGCCACCUCGUUAGUGCCACCCUGCUGCAAGCAGACAGGUUUGAACAGUACACAGUGGCGUUUCCUGAAGAUGCACUGAGUAGGACUUUGAAGGCCUAUCCAGUGCUCAAUGGGAGUAAGCUAAAGACAGAGCUUAGUCUCAUCUACUGCAAGGAAGAGUUCAGAACCUGUUGUGGUGCUGUGGACCUACUGCAGCUGUUUAAGGAGAACAAUCUUGAAGAAGUCUUUUCAGAGACUGUCACUCUCCUAAAGAUCCUCAUCACCACACCCAUGACCACAGCAGAGGCUGAGAGGUGUUUCUCAACUUUGAAAAGAGUUAAGACUUUUCUGAGAAAUAGCAUGACCCAGGAGAGACUAAAUGCAUUGGCCAUGCUGUCAAUGGAGAAGAGAAUGGUGACUGAGAUCAUUGACUUUAACCAGAAGGUCAUUGAGAAAUUUGCAAGUCAGAAAGAAAGGAGAGCAAAAUUUAUUUUCAAAUAGUGUUAAUGGCCAAUGAUUAGGUAACUAUAGUGUGUUGUGUUUUUUUUGAAUGAUUACCUUGAUUACUUCAUUACUGAUAAUAAACCCACAUUCAAUUCAAAUUCACUGAUUCAUAGUACAUUUAUUUGCAUGUAUUAACAUUGACUGUAAUAAUGAUACAUCACCUGAUUAAUGGCUAUUUAUAGUCCUGCAUUACUGACAGUUGUUGUUUGCGCCCCCCCAAAUAUUUUUAGC
Molecule: messenger RNA, 2677 nt
Organism: Triplophysa rosa
Lineage: Eukaryota; Metazoa; Chordata; Actinopteri; Cypriniformes; Nemacheilidae
Product: zinc finger MYM-type protein 1-like
Exons: 3
Coding region: 989-2443 (484 amino acids)
Molecular function (GO): protein dimerization activity
Source: RefSeq, a predicted model, not a curated record